Molecule: messenger RNA, 4748 nt
Organism: Numida meleagris (helmeted guineafowl)
Lineage: Eukaryota; Metazoa; Chordata; Aves; Galliformes; Numididae
Gene: ATG9A
Product: autophagy related 9A
Exons: 14
Coding region: 70-2622 (850 amino acids)
Biological process (GO): protein localization to phagophore assembly site; autophagy of mitochondrion
Cellular component (GO): autophagosome; phagophore assembly site
Source: RefSeq, a predicted model, not a curated record
GAGGCCGCCAGUCGCGUGGUGGGGCGGGGCCGGGCCCGGGGCUGGGGCCGGCGGCGGCGGGGCCCGGCCAUGGCCCACCUGGAGACGCAGUACCAGCGGCUGGAGAGCUCCUCCACCGAGUCCCCGCCCGGCGGCGGCGAUCUACUUGUGCACGUCCCGGAGGGCGCGAAGUCUCCCUGGCACCACAUAGAGAACCUGGACCUCUUUUUCUCUCGGGUCUAUAAUUUGCAUCAGAAGAAUGGCUUCACCUGCAUGCUCAUCGGAGAGAUCUUUGAGCUCAUGCAGUUCAUCUUUGUGGUGGCAUUUACCACCUUUCUUAUUAGCUGCGUUGAUUAUGAUAUUCUUUUUGCCAACAAAGCGGUAAAUCACAGCCAGCAUCCCAGUGAGCCCAUUAAAGUGACUCUACCAGAUGCUUUCCUGCCUCCAAAUGUCUGCAGUGCAAGAAUCCAGGCAAACAGCUUCCUCAUCUGUAUCCUGGUGAUAGCUGGGGUUUUCUGGAUCCACAGACUUGUCAAAUUUAUCUACAACAUUUGCUGCUAUUGGGAGAUUCACUCUUUCUACAUCAAUGCCCUCAGAAUCCCCAUGUCCAACCUGCCCUACUACACCUGGCAGGAGGUACAGGCCCGCAUCGUGCAGAUCCAGAAGGAGCACCAGAUCUGCAUCCACAAGAAAGAACUGACAGAGUUGGACAUCUACCACCGCAUCCUCCGCUUCAAGAACUACAUGGUGGCCAUGGUGAACAAGUCACUGCUGCCCAUCCGCUUCCGCCUGCCCCUGCUGGGAGACACUGUCUUCUACACGCGUGGGCUCAAGUACAACUUUGAGCUCAUCUUCUUUUGGGGGCCUGGCUCACUCUUUGAGAAUGAGUGGAGUCUGAAGGCCGAAUACAAGCGGGCUGGGAACCGCCUGGAGCUGGCUGAGAAGCUCAGCACUCGCAUCCUUUGGAUUGGCAUCGCCAACUUCCUCCUCUGCCCCCUCAUCCUCAUCUGGCAGAUCCUCUACGCCUUCUUCAGCUACACAGAGAUCCUGAAGCGGGAACCAGGCAGCCUGGGUGCCCGCUGCUGGUCUCUGUACGGCCGCUGUUACCUCCGUCACUUCAACGAGCUAGACCAUGAACUGCAGUCACGUCUCAGCAAAGGUUACAAGCCAGCUUCCAAGUAUAUGAACUGCUUCAUCUCCCCGCUCCUCACUAUUGUGGCCAAGAAUGUGGCCUUCUUUGCUGGCUCCAUCCUGGCAGUACUCAUUGCUCUCACCAUCUACGAUGAGGACGUGCUGGCAGUUGAGCACGUCCUGACCACGGUCACCCUUCUUGGGGUGGGCAUCACCGUGUGCAGGUCUUUCAUCCCCGACCAGCACCUGGUGUUUUGCCCUGAGCAGCUGCUGCGAGUCAUCCUGGCACACAUCCACUACAUGCCUGACCACUGGCAGGGCAAUGCCCACCGCUAUGAGACCAGGGACGAGUUUGCCCAGCUCUUCCAGUACAAAGCGGUCUUCAUCCUGGAGGAGCUUCUGAGUCCCAUCAUUACCCCCCUGAUCCUCAUCAUCUGCCUGCGGCCCAAGUCCUUGGACAUCGUUGACUUUUUCCGCAACUUCACUGUGGAGGUGGUGGGGGUGGGUGACACCUGCUCCUUUGCCCAGAUGGACGUGCGCCAGCAUGGCCACCCAGCGUGGAUGUCAGCAGGGAAGACGGAGGCCUCCAUUUACCAGCAGGCUGAGGAUGGCAAGACGGAGCUGUCCCUCAUGCACUUUGCCAUCACCAACCCCAAGUGGCAGCCGCCCCGCGAGAGCACGGCCUUCAUCGGUUUCCUGAAGGAGCGGGUGCACCGGGACAGCAGCGUGGCACUGGCCCAGCAGGCUGUGCUCCCCGAAAACGCCCUCUUCAGCUCCAUCCAGUCCCUGCAGUCAGAGUCAGAGCCUCACAGCCUGAUUGCCAAUGUGAUAGCGGGCUCCUCGGUGCUGGGAUUCCACAUGGGCCGUGAUGGACAGGCCUCUCGUCAUCUCUCCGAAGUGGCUUCAGCCCUGCGUUCCUUCUCCCCGCUCCAGUCUGCCCAGCAGCCCUCUGGUGGCUUCCAGACAGCAGGAAGGGAUGGAGAGGGAACCCAGCCUCGUGGUUCCAGUGCCAUGACAGCCUCUGGUGCUGAUGCGAGGACUGUAAGCUCGGGGAGCAGCGCCUGGGAGGGUCAGCUGCAGAGCAUGAUCCUGUCAGAGUAUGCCUCCACUGAGAUGAGUCUCCAUGCACUCUACAUGCAUGAGUUGCACAAGCAGCAUGCCCAGCUGGAGCCCGAGCGGCACACCUGGCACCGGCGAGAGAGCGACGAGAGUGGUGAGAGCACCCAUGAGGAGCUGGAUGCUCAGCGAGGUGCCCCCGUCCCACUCCCUCGCUCUGCCAGCUACCCCUUCUCAUCGCGGCAGCCUGCCGAGGAGACAGCCACGCUGCAGACGGGCUUCCAGCGGCGGUAUGGUGGCAUCACAGACCCAGGCACAGUGCACAGAGCCCCAUCACACUUCUCCCGCCUCCCAUUGGGAGGUUGGGCUGAGGAUGGGCAAUCAGCAAGACACCCAGAGCCUGUGCCAGAGGAGAGCUCAGAGGACGAGCUUCCACCGCAGAUCCACAAGGUAUAGCCUUGCAGACUGGGGAUCUCGUGGGGGUUGCAGACUGGAAGCCGCCUAGGCAGCAGGAUGCGGUGUCAGCCUGAUUCCUCUCCUAUCCCGAGGGGAUAGGGUGGUCACGGGCUCCACUUUGUUGCCAUCAAUUGCUGAUGAGACAAAACUGCCAGGCCAGCAGCUUUGCGGUGGCGCCUCGUGUCCAGCCGUGUGUCAAGCCAACGCCACUCUGACUCUUGUGGGGUGAAUGCGUGUGUGAGUACAUACAUGUGUCUGUGUUCACAUCUGUGUCGUCCGUGUCGGAGGAUGGCUGCAGAGCCGGUGACAGCUGACGGGACUGGCAGCGGGGAGCUGCGGACGGGCUCGGAGGUGGCAGCGACAGCUGCUGUUUGAAGGGAUGUGACGAGGCACCAGCUCCAGAUGUUCGCCCGGAGCUGGGACCUGCCUCCAAAAAAGCAGGGAGCUGGUGUCCUCCAGGGAUGGCUGACAGCAGCGGGAGCUGUCGGAGCUGCCUGGCUCAGCCUGUAGCAGUGCUGGAACCACACCUGCAGGCCUGAGGAGGUGCCCUGCGCCGCGUUCCACCUCGCGGAGAGGACCAAUGUUGCACACCUCAGUCUGGAACAGGACAGCAGUGGAGCAGCCACCCACCCCUCUCUGUGCACGUGCGUGUGCUGCCCUGGCACUCUGCAGCAGGACGGUUCUCAGCCGCUGCUGUGUGGGCAGAGCUGGAAACAGCUCUGCUGCAGCUCCUCCCCAGCUCCCAUGACAGCUGCCUUGGCCCAGGCUCGCAGGAAAGGGUCUGUGGAGUGGCAGUCCUGAGUCUCUGUCCCUCCCCGCUGGCAGCCUCCAUGCUAGCCCUCUGGCUUGGGCUAGGAUGGCACUUCCUGCCCCGCAUGGUGCUCGUGGGUUAUGGGCUGCUCCCAGGCCCUCUUGCAGUGCCAAAGAGCUGGUGCAGCCUGAUGUCUCCUGGAGCGCACGCGGCCCGCUCGGAGCCCACAGCGAAGGUCUUGUGCUCUGUGCGCUGAUUCCCUUCCCCCAGGCAUCAUAAAAGCCUUUUUCCUAUGCCCAGUCUGCGAUGCAUCAGGCCUGUUCUGUGGUAUCAGCCCUUUCCUCCUGCCCUAACAAUGGCUUCAGUGUGUCCUGCAUCUCACCCGGGGGCUCCUGGCUCCCUCCUUCCUUCCUUCCUGAAGCAAUCUUUUUGCGAGGAUUGCUGUGGAGACCGUAAGCUGAGCAGCUGCCUCACGUCCUGGGGGGGAGAAGGGGUACCUUGAACUCAGAAGUGAGAGGCAAACCCCAGCCCAGCCCUGGGGUGAUGGAAGAGGGAAUCAGGAUCCUGGCUUUACAGCACGGCCUCGGCCCAGCCCUUCCCAGGAUCGUGCUGUUUUCCCUCGUCUCUCUUGCAGUGGCAGCUUGCAAGGACCCGCAUCUCGGCUACCCCUGCCCAGCUUUGUUCCACUCCUUCACACCCGUUGCCUGUGGUCGUCGGGACUCCUCGCUUUUUUCACACCCUGCCCUCCCCUUCCUGGAGCGCAGGUGUCCUUUCUUUCCCUCCAGGCUAUUGCCCCGUGACCUUUGAGCCUGGGCCAGGCUCGCUGAGCCAGCUGCUGCUGCACUGCGCCGGGGCAGCAGGGACGGGAGCGAGGAGGUGACAAGCGGGGCCGGCUCUGCCCCUCACACCUGUGGGCCACGCAGCCGGUCGUAACCGCAGCCCUUCUAGCACCCUUCGUUUCCCUGCCCCCACGGGAGCCACGAGCGAUGGUGACGUCCUUCCCCAGGCAGGGGAGCAAGGAGGGGCAGCCCCACGGAGCCGAGCUUUGUGCCACCCGGGCUCCCUCGCGGCCCGGAGGUGACGUUCCCUGUCCGGGGGCAGCGCUCGGAGCCUGCAGGGCGCGGUGAGGGGGUUUCAGAGGCUGCGCUCUGGAGGAAAGGAGAGCCCUGUCGCUGGGCUAUGGGAGGGAGAGGCCGGGCAGGAGCCCUUGCCGCAUGUUGUGCUUUUGUCGUCGGUGUCCCCUGUGCAUGGCGAGCCGCUCCUUCAUCUCCUUUCUGGGCGUGUGGGCACGGGGCGCCCGGGGAGGGUCGUGCCGCAGCCCCGCGCUCUCACUGUACAGCUGUCUUGCCGUCCAAUAAAGAUGGGGUGUGUCAUC